Monopterus albus (swamp eel) is the source of this 1966-nucleotide messenger RNA. It is a transcript of the gene tab1, whose product is annotated as TGF-beta activated kinase 1/MAP3K7 binding protein 1. Gene Ontology annotation, molecular function: protein serine/threonine phosphatase activity. The transcript has 11 exons. Gene Ontology annotation, biological process: protein dephosphorylation. The record is from RefSeq and is a predicted model, not a curated record. Bases 81 to 1601 code for a protein of 506 amino acids. Gene Ontology annotation, cellular component: cytosol. NCBI's taxonomy places the organism in Eukaryota, Metazoa, Chordata, Actinopteri, Synbranchiformes, Synbranchidae.
AUGACAAGUGUGUUUAUCACCCCGAGUCUUGGAAUUUUGACAUUUUGAUGGAUCCGUGAACGCAACGAGUCCCUUCCAACAUGGCGGCACAUCGUAGGAAUUUGAUGCAGAGCCAUCAGAGCUGGACAGAUGACCUGCCACUGUGUCAGAUGUGUGGUGUUGGCACAGCACCCAACUGUGUUUAUGGCCCUGAUGGGAAAGGAACUCAGAGCCACCCCUAUGAGGAUGGACACCUCAGGUUCAGAGACGAGAAUGGCUGUUUCCUGUACGGAGUUUUUAACGGUUAUGAUGGCAGCAGAGUGGCCAAUUUUGUCUCCCAGUGUCUGACAGCUGAACUGCUACUAGGACAGCUCAACUCCAUCCACACAGAGAGUGACGUCCGCAAGAUCCUCACACAGGCUUUUGAUGUGGUGGAGAAGAGCUACUUUGAAACUAUAGAUGAUGCUCUGGCUGAGAAGGCUCAUCUGUCCAACUACCUCCUACCACACAAUGAGAAUGUGUCAUUCCACCAGCUUUCUCCUCAGAGUCAGAAGAUGCAGGAGCGUCUGAAGGAGUUGGAGCAGGAGGUGUCAGGAGGAGCUACAGCUGUAGUGGCACUGAUCCUCAACAACAAGCUCUACAUCGCCAAUGUUGGUACCAACAGGGCACUGUUGUGCAAGUCGAGCAGCGAUGGCCAGAACCAGGUUCUCCAGAUCAGCCGACCUCACGGCAUCGACAAUGAGGAUGAGCUGCAGAGACUGGCUGCGCUUGGUGUGGACUCUGCUCGUGUAAAACAGGCAGGGCAGAUAGCGGGACAGAGUAGCACAAGGAGGUUCGGGGACUACAGGGUCAAAUUCAACUACAACGAAAUCGACCUGCUCAGUGCGGCCAAGUCCAGGCCAGUCAUCGCUGAGCCAGAGAUUUGUGGCAGCCAGUGUUUGGACGACGUCUCGGGCUUCCUGUUGCUGAUGUCAGAAGGUCUAGUCAAUGCACUCGAAUCCGCACACGGCCCAGAGCAAGUCAACCAGGAAAUCGUUGCCAUGGUAGCAGCAGAGCUGGCCCAACAGACCAACCUGGAGGCAGUGGCACAGUCGGUGGUGGAGCGCAUUAGACGACUGCAUCAUGACGUCUACGUGUCUGGCCGUCAGAGGGCAUCCUUGUGUUCUCGGCACGAGGACAUGACCAUACUCAUCCGCACGCUCAACUACUCCCUAGCUGAUGCGGCACUCACACCCACACAGGGUGGUCGUAUCUACCCUGUGUCUGUGCCCUACUCUAACAGUCAGAGCACCAGUAAAACCAGUGUCACCCUCUCACUGGUCAUGCCCUCCCAAAGUACCCUCACCAAUGGAACCAACACUGCCUCCACCCUGGAGGAAGGCACCCCCACACCAGGCAAUCAGAGCCCAACAGCCACCCUCCAGUCCACCAACACCCAGACACAGAGCUCCAGCUCCAGCUCGGGAGAUGGAAGCCUAUUCCGCCAGAGAGGCAGUCAGGCAGCACAGCCCGACGAGACGGGCAGGGUUCCCCCCUAUGUGGACUUCAGUCAGUUUUACCGUCUAUGGGGAAGUGACCACGGCGAUGGCCAGAGCACCCAGGGAGGACUGGGACCCCAGUAAGGAGGAUUACAAAGGUGCUGGGUGCCAGCUACUGCACUGGGACUGGAAUUUCUAGCAGCAAGAGGGCACAUGGACUGUGAAGGGACAAAGAUUGUAAGAGGUGGUUGGGCUGAAUGAUAAAAUUCAAUCAUUGUAUCUUAGCUAAAAAUAAGUGACCUAAAGGUGCAUGGGGACACAUGGAAGAAGAACUGGGCUUUUCAAGGACUUGCUCUCAAAGAGCUGUGAAGCCACUGUGAGAAGGGAUGAUGUCUAAAACAGUAAGAAAAUGAUUUUCUGUAAUAGAUGCUGGCUGCGGAGUGAUUGUGAAUAUAUGUAAUCCAGAUUGUAGCCGUUAUUGUCAGAUGUAAAAACACAUACAAACAGGA